Molecule: messenger RNA, 1289 nt
Organism: Nannospalax galili (Upper Galilee mountains blind mole rat)
Lineage: Eukaryota; Metazoa; Chordata; Mammalia; Rodentia; Spalacidae
Product: D-ribitol-5-phosphate cytidylyltransferase-like
Exons: 7
Coding region: 1-720 (239 amino acids)
Biological process (GO): protein O-linked glycosylation via mannose
Cellular component (GO): cytosol
Molecular function (GO): D-ribitol-5-phosphate cytidylyltransferase activity
Source: RefSeq, a predicted model, not a curated record
AUGGCAGUGCCAAGUGCCUGCAGUGUGAUUCAGAAGCCUGCCACAGUGAAGUACAUGUAUGAACAUAGCAGAGGUGUUUCACUGGCAUUAAACAGCAAGGCGAAAGAGGACCUUGGCAUAGGGAGCAAGCAGGCUGCCUUCUCCUGCCUUGGUGUGACCUACAAACGAGAUCUGUAUGCGGCUGAAUCGAUUAUUAAGGAGAAAAUUUCACAAGAGAUUUGUGUAGUUAUGGACACAAAAGAAGAUCAAGAACCUGUAGGGCAUCUUCUUGAAGAAGUGCUAAAAAAUGAAUUAAAUCAUGUUAAAGUCACAUCUGGGACUCUGGACCACAUCAGCAGAGACAUUCAGUGUGUUGCCUCAGACCAGUGCUACAAUUUUGUCUGUGUGAAUGUUAUGUCAUCUGAUUUUCAAGAAACUCAGAAAUUAUUGAGUGUGCUCGAAAAGAACCGCCUUUCUGUUUUGUGUCCUGUAGUUGUUGUUUCGGUGCAUUUCAUUGAUUUUGCAUUAGUACCACUUGGUCAGAAAAUGGAAAGCCUGAUGUGGAUUAGGGAAUUUGCAAAGGAAGUGAAAGAAAAGAAUAUUUUAUUAUGUGGCCUCCUCAUAAAUUACUCACAGGAUGAGCCGAAACUACAAGAGAGUUUAAGGCAAGGUGCCACAAUUAUUGCUGCCGUAGUUAAAGAAAGAAGCUCUGCACUUGGUGGUCAGCUCCUGGUAGCCUGAGAACACAGGCAAAACUAAAACCAAACAACAAGAAAAGAAAUGACCUAUAAAGCUUCCAAGACAUUUCCCCAGAACCCUAUCUUGUACUUUAUUCCCCACCCCCAUUCUCUCCUAGUGUUCGGUAGAAAGUUUUAGUUGUUUUAUACAUCUUGCAACUUGUAGAAUGUGAUGCUUAGAUUGUGAAAAUAGGUUAAUGUCUGUGCCUAUGAAAUUAUUUGUGUCAAAUGUAAAUGGGCUCAACCAGAGACAAAUAAGUCGAAAAUAACUGCCUUUCAUAAAGAAUCUUUUCAAAACUGCUGAAAGUCCAAAUUGAAAGGAUAAGGGCUCAGCUGCUCCUUCAAGUAAGGAGACUGUAGGAAGCUUAGCUGUUAUCUUAGAUCUAUUGUUAAUUAACAGCUUGAUCACAUUAUAAUGAGACUAAUGACUAAGAUUUACCUUGUAUUAUUGUAUUAUUGUUAAUUGCCUUGUUUUGAAAUUUACCAAACCUUAAAAUGGAGGGGAACUGGGAAAACAGCUCUGGGAAAGUGCUUGCCUCACACGUAUGGGACCCCUGGACCAGCAUCACAAAA